AUGGGUUCGUCUAAAAGAGCGAAAGGUUCUUCUAUGCUUUAUUUUUCUCUUGCUACUGUUGCCAUUGUUGCAAUUCUCGGGCUUCUAGUGCCUAGUUUCUAUGUCUCGGCUACAGGUCGUGUCGGUUUCAGUCUUACCGUCCCCAGAAGUAUUCUGAAGUACUUUCCAAACCUCAAGAAUGAUGAUCAGCAUCAAUACCGAGCUCAGAUCUUCUCAAGAGAUCCCCUGGUUAUCUACAUCCCGGAUUUCAUAAGUGAGGACGAGAUAGACUAUGUCCUUGACUAUAGCGAGCCUUUAUAUCAACCAUCGAAGGUCUACGGGGGAUUUGACAAUCCACCUAUCAUGGAUGAAAAAAUGCGCCGCUCCGAGCAAGUCAUCAUGGACCGCAAAGACCCCAUCGCCCGUCGUCUCGCACAGCGAGCCAGAGAGUUCCAAGGCUGGCGCGGCAACACCACCUAUGUGGAGUCUCUAUCAGUCCAACGAUACAGCCUGAACGGAUUCUACAACUAUCACUACGAUCCGGACGGUUAUAUCACUGAGGGAAACCGCGUUACAAGCUUCAUGAUCUACCUCACUGACAAUUGUACGGGAGGAGGUACCAAUUUCCCGUUCCUGACGCAACCGAACGAUACGAGGUGGUGUGAUGUAAUUGAAUGCGAUGAAGAGGCAAAAGAUGGCUUUCAGGGAGUGACCUUUAAGCCGGUCAAGGGAUCAGCUGUGUUUUGGGAGAACUUCUAUCCUAAUGGAUCCUGGCAUAAUGGUGUUUAUCAUGCCAGUUUGCCGGUCAAGUCAGGGGUUAAGGUCGGGUUGAAUAUAUGGUCAUGGGAUACAGCCUGGAAAGCUCCCGCAGAGGAGUAG
Messenger RNA from Talaromyces stipitatus ATCC 10500, 858 nucleotides. Its product is annotated as prolyl 4-hydroxylase alpha subunit, putative. Gene Ontology annotation, cellular component: endoplasmic reticulum. Gene Ontology annotation, molecular function: iron ion binding; procollagen-proline 4-dioxygenase activity; L-ascorbic acid binding. The transcript has 2 exons. The record is from RefSeq and is a predicted model, not a curated record. Lineage: Eukaryota; Fungi; Ascomycota; Eurotiomycetes; Eurotiales; Trichocomaceae. Bases 1 to 858 code for a protein of 285 amino acids. Gene Ontology annotation, biological process: peptidyl-proline hydroxylation to 4-hydroxy-L-proline.